This is a messenger RNA of Amoebophrya sp. A120, 339 nucleotides long. The record is from the annotation of a GenBank genome assembly. NCBI's taxonomy places the organism in Eukaryota, Dinophyceae, Syndiniales, Amoebophryaceae.
AUGAAACUCGGAACAACAUUUCAGGUUGUUGCGCGUUUCGAGAAAAAGCUUGUUCGUCACCUCCGCGUGCUGGAGCCCACGCCUGGUCAUGCGAAGUACCUUCCUCAUCGUCAUCCUCGCCCAGGCCCACCCCCCCGGAAAGGGGAUCCUUGGCCUCUGGGGCUGCGUGCGGGUGAUGUCUAUUACAUGAUGAUCAUGACGGAGCCCCGCGGUAAUUCUGCAUGGCAAAAUUAAAGAACGCAGGUCAAAUCAUGUAACAGCAAACAAGACCACGCUUGAGGGUUCCAUAUCCGGCGACAUAGGGUUGCAGGUCCGAAACGGGCCCCUUUUUCGAUGCCA